AUGCCCACCGCCCCUUUCCGGCGCCUGGCGCAUGUGGCAGAGGACGCCAAGACGCUGGGUGUGGGCGAUGGAGGCAACGAGGUUGGCAUGGGACGUGUGGUCUCAGUGCCAGGUUGCUCCGAGCUUCGCCCCGAUGGCGCGGCCUUCGCGCCCUUGGCCAGCAACGGUUGUGUGCGCAGCUGUGACAACGCGGUCUUGGGCACGGUCUCCAACUGGGCAGGCUCUGCCAUCGAAGCUGCCUGCCAUGUGCUUUGGCCCGCUCAGGUCGACUACGUUCCCAAGAUGCGUUCGAUUGGAAGCUCCGUGGAGGAGAACUUGCUUCGAGCCAUCAUGGCGAAGCCCACGGUGGCGGUGGAUGGGUCACACAACGAUCGCGCUAUGUCCGUGGAUGGUAUGAACUUUGAACCUCACCACAGGGAGCUCUACGACUACUUGUGGCACUUGGCCGGCGUGACGGCCGCGGCCACAGCCAAGCGACCGAGGAUCGAGGUGUGA
This is a messenger RNA of Durusdinium trenchii, 495 nucleotides long. The record is from the annotation of a GenBank genome assembly. Lineage: Eukaryota; Dinophyceae; Suessiales; Symbiodiniaceae.